Molecule: messenger RNA, 493 nt
Organism: Desarmillaria tabescens
Lineage: Eukaryota; Fungi; Basidiomycota; Agaricomycetes; Agaricales; Physalacriaceae
Exons: 5
Coding region: 11-493 (160 amino acids)
Source: RefSeq, a predicted model, not a curated record
AUAGUACAAAAUGGACAGAUUCUACAACAAAGACGACGUGAAAAACAUAAUAGAAUUGCUGACACAAGAGAGAGUUGAAAAAGACAGGAUGCACCUAUCGAGAGUACUGAAGGACAAUGAAUUCGUUAAGUCGGCAUCCAUCAAGAGAGACGAUGAGGCAGGGGUAUGGAGGAUCAUCAAGCAGUCCGAAGAUGAAGGAACGAUGGAAGAAAUGGUAUUCACUAUCACAGGGGCCAUAUACGUGAUGGACCUGCCACUGGUGGCAAAGGAGAUGAGGGCACAGAAGGAGAAGGUCAGGUUCUUGAUCAUGGGCGAACGAGAGUUCAGAGAUGGAGAGCUCGAACACUGGAAGCCAAUGUCAAUGAAAGGAUUGGAUGUUAUAGAGUUGUCUAACCGAUACUUUAAACUGUGCAACUCCAUGAACAAUGAGGAAGGCAUACCUUUUUCAAACAACAUUGAUCCUGCAGGUAUACUUGCCAAGAUAGUGCAGUGA